GCCCCUAGUUUCUUUGCUUGAAGAACAUAAGGACUUUUCUUUCGGCAUGUUGUGAAAUAUUUGGGAUGAAGAAAAGUGAACUUUUUGAAGCAUUCGAUUUGUUUGAUGUCAGAGACUUCGGAAAGGUGAUCGAAACACUUUCAAAACUUUCUCGCACUCCGAUUGCGUUAGGCACAGGAAUAAGGCCCUUCCCUACAGAAGAAAGUGUUGACGAUGAAGAUAUCUACAAAGGUCUUCCAGAUUUAAUAGAUGAAACUGGUGUUGAUGAAGAUGAGGAGUUGUAUGAUUGUGUCUAUGGCGAAGAUGAAGGUGGGGAGGUUUAUGAAGACCUCAUGAAAGAUGAAGCAGCACAGCAACCUAAACAUACUGAAAAUGACAUCAGAAGCUGUUGCCUUGCUGAAAUAAAGCAAACUGAAGAGAAAUACACUGAAACUCUGGAAUCAAUAGAAAAAUUUUUUAUGGUGCCACUGAAAAGGUUUCUGUCAGCAUCAGAGUUUGAUACUGUUUUCAUCAACAUUCCUGAUUUGGUGAAAAUUCACAGGAAUCUAACACAAGACAUCAAUGAUUCAAUCGUUAACAAAAACGAUCAGAACCUAUAUCAAAUUUUUAUUAACUACAAGGAAAGAUUGGUUAUUUAUGGACAGUACUGCAGUCAAGUGGAGAUAGCGAUAUCAUGCUUAGACAACAUCUCGAAGACAAAAGAAGAUGUUAAAUUGAAGUUAGAGGAAUGUUCCAAGAGGGCCAAUAACGGGAAGUUUACAUUGCGGGAUCUUUUGGUGGUUCCAAUGCAGAGAGUGCUAAAAUAUCACCUUCUGCUCCAGGAGCUGGUGAAGCACACUGCUGAUCCCAUGGAGAAGGCAAAUCUCAAACUGGCACUUGAUGCAAUGAAGGACUUGGCUCAGUAUGUAAAUGAAGUGAAGAGAGAUAAUGAAACACUCCGUGAAAUUAGACAGUUUCAACUAUCAAUAGAAAAUUUGAACCAUUCCCUCUUACAGUAUGGAAGACCUCAAGGUGAUGGGGAAAUAAGGAUAACUACGUUAGACAAACGUGCGAGGCAAGACAGGCAUAUCUUCCUGUUUGAUCUAGCUGUAAUUGUUUGCAAGCGGAGAGGUGAUAAUUAUGAAAUGAAGGAAAUAAUAGAUCUUCAGAAAUACAAAAUUACAAAUAACCCCACUACUGAUAAAGAAAAUAAAAAGUGGUCUUACGGCUUCUACCUCAUUCAUAUCCAAGGUCAAAAUGGUUUAGAAGUUUAUUGCAAAACGAAAGACUUGAAGAAAAAAUGGCUCGAACAAUUUCAGAUGGCUCU
Messenger RNA from Eurypyga helias (sunbittern), 1306 nucleotides. Its product is annotated as guanine nucleotide exchange factor VAV3-like. The record is from RefSeq and is a predicted model, not a curated record. Gene Ontology annotation, molecular function: guanyl-nucleotide exchange factor activity. The transcript has 14 exons. Lineage: Eukaryota; Metazoa; Chordata; Aves; Eurypygiformes; Eurypygidae. The annotation marks the transcript as partial. Gene Ontology annotation, cellular component: plasma membrane; cytoplasm. Gene Ontology annotation, biological process: intracellular signal transduction; regulation of GTPase activity; cell migration.